UUAAUAAAAUUGGAUCGUUGGACUGGGUCAACUCUACUUUACCCCCCCUCCUCUCUCUCCUCGUAUCGCCGCCGUGCACCACCGCUUUCUACCAGAACCACUGUAUAACUCCUCCAUUAGCACCUGAGAGAUAUUAGGUUUUCUGAUUGAUCAUGGCGAAGACUUCUACGAAUUUGAAGGUCGUAACUCCACUCCCAUGUCCAAACUGUGCUGGCCCUCUCUCAAAAGAAAUGGAAACUAGCCGUUGGACUGUGCAGCCAUUCAUUAGAGACAGCUUUUCUAUGAUUGGUUCUGCUGUGGGUGGCACAACAAGUGCAUUCUAUGCAUUUAAUUAUGUAAUUCCAACUGUUCGUAAGUGGGUGAUCGGGCCAAUGUGGUUGCAUUUCCUUAUUGGGGCACCGCCAGUGAUCGUUUUCUCGUCCGCUUGUGCUGGAUUGGCAGGUGGUGCAGUGCCAGCCUUGGCUCAGCUUGCAUCUUCGUCAUAUCAUGCUGCAAUGUUAUCUUCAUCACAUUCUUCUCAGAAUGACAACACACACAAAUCUAGGACUUCCACGACUUAAAAAUGUACAGCCGAACGCGGGAGAGCAAACAGGUACUUAUAAAGACGCUCAACUGAGGAUGAAAUUUACAGUUUUAUAAAUCAUUUUCCUUUUACUUCAUUACUGUCAAAUGCAAACAAUACUAAAAGCCCAAUUCACAACUUUAAUACAAUUGAAAUUUGACAAAAUAGGCAGUCGAUAUACCGAAUACUCUAUAUUGAACCAUGAAUUCCAUAAUCAGCUCAUUAGUUUAUAUAAUGGUUAAUGUUUCAAUUCUUCAUUGCACGGAGCAACACUAAAUUUCGCAAUUGAGGAUCACAGUUUUUGGACAUUAACAGUAACACUACAACUCUACACGAGACAAAAAAAACAGGACUAUGCUUGUUUUUUUUUUUUGGUUCUACUACGAGGAGUUCCCACCGCCUUCGGCGAGGUAAUCUCCCGUGGGAGUUUGCAUGGGUACCUCGAUGGGCAGCAUCCCUCCCAGUUGAGAUUUUUUCCAUUCCCAAGGCUCGAACCCGAGACCUUGGUUAAGGAGCAAGAGGCCCUUAACCACUCAUGCCAACCUCAAUUGGUAACAGGACUAUGCUUGUGCACAAAGGGGAACAGUGAUAAAUAAGCAUAACAUUAUCGCUGCACGUCCGCACCCUGACCCUAAGAACAUAAAUGCUUGUGAAAAAAAAAAAAACAUAACAUCAUGUAAAAAAAAGCAUUAAUAAAAAAAAAUUACAUUAUCUCAAUGUUCUUUUAUUACAAUAACAUGUUCUUUUACCUGUGAGUUUAUGUAUUUUGGUGUAUACUGAAUACUAUUGUGCACCCUUGUUUAUAGCUAGUCUACGAUUUAAAACAUUACAACAAGUACAAGUCAUGUGUUACUAUUAAAAUAUGAUUAUAUAUGAAACUCAAGUAUUUCCCACUUUCCUAAAUUUUCUUCACACGUUGGCAGCAAGCCAGCAAGUUAAAACUUUAGGGUCAAAGUGAUUUUGACUAUAUUUUGGUGAUUAAUUCACAAUCUUUCCAGCAAUGACCCUUAAAUAGUUGCUUGCUUAAUUAUCCAAAAAAAAUACAGGUGAUUUUCAAGCCUAACAUUAUGUAUUAACUUCUGCGUAUAGUAUGGGGUACAUCUUACGUAAACAUCUUUAUAACUAGUUCAUCAAGAAGAUGUAACAGUUGGAGGAAAAAGGGUUACUUGCUUACUUCUUUUAGUACACUGGACAACUACCAACUAGUUUCUCAUAUGGUCAUAAACUCAGCAUACAUCCAACCUGUACCCAGAAAAUCAUAUGUCCCACCAAAAGAGGAAAACCCUUUUCCCGUAAAAGGGUUUGGUACGGAGUACACAAGACAUAAAACCCUAAAUAUCGAGAUUAAUGAAAUCUCGAGUAUUGAAGUCGGUUUAGGGUCAUUUUCCUUACCUUAAACAAUAGUGAGCUUGGCGGGCGCAAACUCUAACAAGGUACAACCAAACUGACUAAAGAAAAAAGGAGAGAGAGAGAGAGAAUCGAUAAGAUGAAUUCUAAAUUCCAGGAUUUCAUACAAAAUAAUCCUCAGAUUAUUUUAGGAGGACGUCUCACCAAAAUCUCACCUAUAAAGUAUGAGUGUUGUUGAAAUGGAUUGUGGAAGUGUAAUAGUAUAAGGUUGUGUCACUAGGUGUAACGAGUUGUUUCUGGUGCAACUGUUGUACGGAAUAUAAUAAAUCCGCUGAAGGUCAAAGUGCACGAAAACGUAUUAACAAGAUGACAUGCUUGUGUGCCGAAGAUAUAAAGAGAAAAAUAUGAGAAGGUCCAUUGAUUAAUAGGUGCAUCCGGGUACGGGGUACAUAAUAAUAUUCGUAUGAUAUGCGAUUCCAAUAUAAGUCUAGUGUGGAUUCAAUAACGUUAAAAGGUGAAGACAAGAGUAUACAAAUUGGUUCACAAAGACGUGUUCUGUGACUUCACCAGUCAAGAAAUUGGGCUCAUAAAUUCUGCAAAAUUGGAUAAAAAUAUUAAUUGCAUCAAACCUGCCAUUUCCCUGCUGAAUGCCAACCCAUUUAAUUAAA
Molecule: messenger RNA, 2577 nt
Organism: Spinacia oleracea (spinach)
Lineage: Eukaryota; Viridiplantae; Streptophyta; Magnoliopsida; Caryophyllales; Amaranthaceae
Exons: 7
Coding region: 153-560 (135 amino acids)
Source: RefSeq, a predicted model, not a curated record